AUGGUGACCACGACGAUCGAGGACCUCCACGCCGACGUGCUGGGCUGCGCGCUGCGGCGCCUGGACGGGCGGUCGCUGGCCGCGGCCUGCUGCGCCACGGCCGCGCUCCGGGCGCUGGCCACGGACCCGGAGACGUGGCGCGCGCUCUGCCUCGCCGAGUGGCCGUCGCUGGCGCUGCUGGCGGCCCAGCCCCAGCGCCGCCAGCUGCUCGCCGCGCUCCCGCCGCAGCGGCUCUUCGCCGACGCGCACCCGUUCCCGUCCGCGGACGCGGACACCGGGUGCGGCCUCGGCGGAGGAGACGGCCUCCUCCCCCUCCCCGUUCCCGCCGGGGAGCUGCUGGUCUCCGCGGUGGACGUCUACUACAGGGGCGCUCCCCUGCUCUCCCGCGUGGUGGAGACGCCCGCGUCGUCGUCGUGGUUCAUCGCGUCGCCGUUCCGCGUGGAGGCCCUCGAGCGAAAAAAGCCGGCGCCGGCGACAGAGGCCGCCGCUGCUGCGGCGCCCUCGCCGGCGGAGCUGGAGCUGAGCUGGGUGGUCGUGGACCCGGCCCGCGGCCGCGCGGUGAACGUCUCCAGCCGGCGCCCCGUGGCGGUGGACCGCCACUGGUACACGGGCGAGACGCUGGCGCGGUUCGCCGUGGUGCUGGGAGGGUGCAAGUUCGAGGCCACCGUCGCCUGCUCCGAGGGCGAUGCUGGCUGGCACGCCAUCAGCGAGGUCACCCUGGCCGUGGAGGACGCCGACGGCGCGGCGGUCAGCGGCGAGGGCACGCUGCGGCUCCUCGCCGCGGCGAUGGAGGCCCCCCGGAAGGGAGGGAAGAGCGAGCCCGAGGAAGCCAAGAGGCGGUACCUCGAGUUCGUCAAGCGCAAGAAGGGGAGGAAGGAGAGCAAGGCGCGCCGCGAGGCGCUCGUGGACCUCUGCUGCUCCGCUGCCAGCGCUGUCGUCGUGCUCACCUGCCUCGCCGCUGUAGCGCUCCGGUGA
Miscanthus lutarioriparius is the source of this 975-nucleotide messenger RNA. The record is from the annotation of a GenBank genome assembly. Lineage: Eukaryota; Viridiplantae; Streptophyta; Magnoliopsida; Poales; Poaceae.